Molecule: messenger RNA, 2061 nt
Organism: Tribolium madens (black flour beetle)
Lineage: Eukaryota; Metazoa; Arthropoda; Insecta; Coleoptera; Tenebrionidae
Product: cytochrome P450 9e2-like
Exons: 4
Coding region: 371-1987 (538 amino acids)
Molecular function (GO): heme binding; iron ion binding; monooxygenase activity
Source: RefSeq, a predicted model, not a curated record
GUUAAACUAAUAAGUAUAUUCUGUUGAAUUUAUGACUAGUUUAUACAAAGUAAAAUAUUCAAUAUUUAAUAUACACAAAACAAGCACUUUUUGUAUGUUAAAGACAUGGUGCUGAUAUUGCUUCUUUCUAAUCAUCCUCCUACAAAAUCUAUAGGUAAACUUAAAAUAGCGCAGAAACCGGAAGUUAAUAAUCUUGAUUAAAUAAGAGUAGCAGUAAUUGAAUAACGAGUCCUGAAAAUAGAACCCGACAAUAAUUACUUUCAUUUUCAUUGUAAACGCCUAAAACUAGAUAACUGAAAGAGCGUAACCAAGGUCAAAACAAUCAAACUACGUUUCAUCUCAUAUCAUUUGUAGAUUUUGAUAAAAAACCAUGUCGAAUAUUAUUUCAGCCAAUAUGAUUUGGAUUUUAAGUGCAAUUACAGUAUUUGUUUCAUUUUACUGGUUUUUAAUUUGUCCAUACAAACACUGGACGAAAAGGGGUGUAGCCCAAGGAAAUCCAGUGCCCAUAUUUGGGCACAUGUUAAGUACAAUUUUACGUAAACAAUCUUUCUCUGAAAUGAUUCAAAUGGUUUAUAACAUCGCUCCUGAUUCCAGGUACUGUGGAAUGUACCAAUUUUUUCAGCCACUGCUUGUAUUGAGAGACCCAGAAUUGAUCAAGCAAAUAACAGUAAAAGAUUUUGAUUAUUUUAUGAAUCACAGGGGUUUUAUUCCCGCAGAUUGUGAACCGUUAUGGGGAAAAAUUCUGAUAUUGUUGACUAAUCAAAAAUGGAAAGACAUGAGAAAUACACUCAGUCCGGCAUUUACAAGCAGCAAAAUGAAAUACAUGUUUGCUUUAAUCUCCGAAAGUGCGCAACAAUUUACUGGGCAUUUUUUGAGAAAGAGUGAAAAUGUUAUAACAAUUGAAAUGAAAGAUACAUUUACCAGAUUCACGAAUGAUGUUAUUGCAAAUACAGCGUUUGGUGUCGAAAUUGAUUCACUAGAAGAUCGUAACAAUGAAUUUUAUUUGAUGGGAAAGGAGGCAACAAAUUUUGGGGGUUUUAUGCAAUUUGUGAAAUUCCUGACGUUUCUUAUUUUUCCUAAAUUAGCUAAAUAUCUUAAAAUUACUUUUUUCUCCAAAAAAGUUGGAAAGUUCUUCACAAAAAUAAUAAAAGAUAAUAUUGCAAAUAGAGAAAAACACGGGAUUGUAAGACCAGACAUGAUACAUUUGUUAUUAGAAGCAAGAAAGAAUGGUUGGAAAUAUGAAGAAUCGGAAACUUUGGACACAGGUUUUGCCACAGUCAAAGAAUCAAAUAUUGGUAAAAUCGCAACAGUUAAACAAAAAAUAACAGAUGAAGACAUAAUAGCUCAAGCCAUUAUUUUUUUUGUUGGUGGUUUUGACCCAGUUUCUUCAAUCAUGAGUUUUAUGUCUUACGAAUUAGCAGCCAAUCCUGAUGUUCAAGAAAAACUCCACUUGGAAAUUGAUAAGACUUUCAAAACUUGUGAAGGAAAACUCACUUAUGAAGCUUUGAUAGAAAUGAAAUAUAUGGAUAUGGUGGUUUCAGAAACUUUAAGGCUUUGGCCACCAAACGGUAUGACUGAUCGAGUCUCUAGUACGUCGUACGUAAUUGAACCAAAAGACCCAACAGAGAAACCACUUCAAUUGGAGAAAGGUGAUCUCGUGAUGGUUCCUAUUUUUGGCAUUCACAGGAAUCCAAAAUAUUUUCCUGAACCCAAUCGCUUUGAUCCCGAAAGGUUCAAUGAUGAACAUAAAGUAAAUAUUAAGCCUUAUACGUAUCUGCCUUUUGGGACCGGACCAAGGAAUUGCAUUGGAUCUAGACUUGCUCUACUUGAAAUUAAAACAUUAUUCUUUCAUUUUUUAUCUAAAUUUCAAAUUAUUCCUGUGGAAAAAACACAGAUACCUUUGCGAAUCAACAGGAAAUCGUUUAAUAUAACUGCCGAGAAUGGAUUUUGGUUAGGGCUUAAACAGCGUGGAAGUGAUAAGCUGUAAAAAGUGUAUUUGAAAAAUAAUUUCAUAAAUGUAAAUAAAAAAUAAAUAAGAACAAUAAAUAUUCUUUUAUGUUU